Molecule: messenger RNA, 1437 nt
Organism: Leptosia nina
Lineage: Eukaryota; Metazoa; Arthropoda; Insecta; Lepidoptera; Pieridae
Source: the annotation of a GenBank genome assembly
AUGAAAUCUGAAAGAUCAAUACGUUCUAUAAAGUCGACGCGUUCCUUGCGAUCUUCGUUAAAAGGUCAUUCUGGCAAAUUGGUGACUGAGAUAAUAGAUUUGGAAGCUGUUUUACCUGUAUCGUGCGCAAAGUUUAACUGUCCCUAUAUCAUCUUGGUGAAGAAGACUCAACAGAAUGACGACUACUACAGAGCGCUGAAAAAUCUCGAUGGAACCAAAAAGCGUAUAAGUAUGGCACAGAGUGCAAAGCAAGAAUCAGUUCAUUCGAUACGAGCCGAUGAUCAAGAAAGCACUUCGGCAGAUGGCUUGUCAACGCACAUCAACUCGCUCACAGUUACUUCUGUUUACGACACCUUCAAUUGUUUGACUGGAAUAUAUAUAAACGAAGUGGCCCAUCUGCCGAGGAUUCUCAUGCAAGUAAUGCGAUACUUGGUGCCACAUUAUAAAAACAUAACGACAGUAUCGAUCACUAAUUGUAAAUUGGAGGCGUCCAUUUUGUACGAAUUGAGUAAAAUUAUAACAGUUUCGACUGUAGUUCACGUUCAUUUGGACGGAACAUCGGUAGCAGAAGCUAAUUACGCGAUUCUUUUGGAUACGGCACAUCUAAAAAGUCUAACCCUGAGCAGAUGUGGUAUAAAUGACAAUGUUUGCGGGAUCUUAGCGUCAAGAUUGUACUUGUCGGCUACUGGUGAAAAGUUAUCGCUGUUAAAUCUAUCCUCUAACCACAUAACCGAUGUAGGGGCGAAGUCUUUAGCGGAAGCUUUGAGAACUAAUCGAUGUUUGCGGUAUCUGAACAUUGCUGAUAACCACAUAACCGACGACGGCGCUACGUCCAUCUUAAACGUUUUAAUGGAAUUUCCAUUGACGUCGAAUGAAGUUUUAAACAAAAGAAAGAGAUUUAUAACGUACUUGAGAAGGAAAAACGAAAUGUACCUAAAGUAUCUUGCCGAUGUAACGUCGGUGGAAAUGUGUAAGCCCGCGAAACGGAAGAAGACUUCGGUGACUUCGGUAAAAAGUAGAUCCAGCGCUCGAAAGGAGAAGGAAACCCAUCAGCAGCAGCAGUCAAUGUGUACAGACGAUUCAAUUAGAGCUAAAAUGCUUACUCAGCAAUUAAUGGGGCCAUUUCUAGACCCAUUUCAAUCUGAUUGUUUAAAAAUUCACGACGGAACAACGAAUUGUCUUGGAAAUAUGGCAUUAGCUUACUUAAAUAUGUCAUAUAAUGAUUUGAGCUUUAUGACAAUACAAACACUGAGAAAUGUGGUAGAUUAUCAGAAGUGCUUAAAGUUAGUUGGUUAUCAAACUGGAUUGCUUAAAAUUGUCGUUGAUGGUAACAAUAUGCCUAUCAGAUGUCGCGAAAUGAUGUUCAUUAGUGAAGUUCUGAGUGGGAAGAACCAGGAGGUUGUUAAACGAAGGAAAGCUUCGAAAAUUUGUGCAUAG